Messenger RNA from Bipolaris maydis ATCC 48331, 783 nucleotides. RefSeq lists its product as uncharacterized. The record is from RefSeq and is a predicted model, not a curated record. Lineage: Eukaryota; Fungi; Ascomycota; Dothideomycetes; Pleosporales; Pleosporaceae.
CGCUCAUCCACCACAACCAACUCACAACACUCUCGCUACAAAACAAAACUCCUUCACAACCACACCCCAAACAGUCACCAUGAAGUUCUCUACCUCCGCACUCUUCGCUUCCACCAUGGCUCUCGCCAGCGCCACAAACAUCUUCUCGAUUAUUCCUCAGAGCCCUAACAGCCCUAUCGACAAGGGCGCUGUCGGCACGUACGAUAACGGACUUGCCAUCGGUCCUAAGCAAAAUGCUUCUUGCAGCGUUCCCGACAUCAACUACGCUAGCUUCUUCCUGAACGACGGCAACCUUUACCUCUACACCGACCUCCCUCCUCGCAGGGCCUACGUCGACCUCUCCGAGUUCGGCAACAGCCGCAUCCGUUUCUACAGCGGCGUCGCCCCAACCCCCGACGAGAACUUUGAGCUUGCCCAGUUCAUCGUCAAGGACGACGCCUUGUUCCUCGUCGACUACUCCGAGGCGGGCGUCCGCGCCCUCAACUUCCAGGGCUGUCCCCUCCACAACGGCGAAGGCUACAGCGUCAAUGUCAACAACCCCGAGUUCCCUGCCAGCCCCUCGUGCAUCCAGUUCACCGCCCAGGUUGCUUACACUGACAACCCCGUCAAGUGCCUCUACAACGACAUGACCUUGUAAAUAUUAAGUCACGCAACCGCGUACUGGAACAUAUGAUUAAUUACGAUAAAAAAACGUGAGGAACACACCUACUAUUUAGAUGGAAAAAUAAUAUUAGUAUAAUGUCAAGUUCAAUAAAUCAAACGUGCUCGCCGCACAUGCUCUUA